Molecule: messenger RNA, 3129 nt
Organism: Xenopus tropicalis (tropical clawed frog)
Lineage: Eukaryota; Metazoa; Chordata; Amphibia; Anura; Pipidae
Gene: prkcql.9
Product: protein kinase C theta type like gene 9
Exons: 6
Coding region: 1-882 (293 amino acids)
Molecular function (GO): kinase activity; protein serine/threonine kinase activity; protein kinase activity
Source: RefSeq, a predicted model, not a curated record
AUGAGCAACAAAAGCCAUGUUAGAGUAUUACACAACAUACUUGUUCUUUCUGUAUCUAGUUUUGCUGAGGGACAUGCCUGUAUUACAUGCAAUAGUUUGGGGUUUCUUGUUCCUGUGUUUCACUCUCUUCCCUUUUGUCUCUGCACUCAGCAAUAUGCCUUUCUGGUCAUGGAGUAUGCGGGCGGAGGCAGCCUCAGCAACCUGCUGGGCAUCAAGCACCAUCUGAAAAAAAGACAUGUCAUCUUUUACUCUGCAGAACUAAUUUGUGGUGUUCAGUAUCUCCAUUCUCUAGGUAUCAUCCAUCGAGAUCUUAAGCCAGACAACAUCCUGCUUACCAGCGACGGACACAUGAAAAUCGCUGAUUUCGGCAUCGCAGCAGAAGGCGUUUUUGGCCACAAGACCAUCCGUGGGAAAACUGGAACAUGCUGGUACAUGGCCCCAGAGCUGCUAGGUAACAAGAAGUACAACGCAGCAGUAGACUGGUGGUCAUUAGGGAUAAUACUUAGUGAAAUAGCCACAGGAAGAUCCCCAUUUGAUGACCACUACCACCAACAGGAUGUGAGAAGUUCCAUCCUCACUGAGAAGCCGGUGUUUCCUGAGGGGAUGAGCACAACAUUGCAAGAUCUCCUGCAGAAGCUCCUGAAGAAAAGACCACACAAACGUCUUGGGAUGAAUGGAAAUAUAAGGGAACACCAACUCUAUAGGAAAAUUAAUUGGGAGGACGUGGAAAGGCAAAGGAUUUCACCACCAAUUAGAUUUGAAGCUGAUCACAAUGAAUUUACAAGUGCCGACCUACCAUUCUUGAAUGGCAACACCGCUUUGGAUUCAGAUGACUGCAUUCUUGAAUGCUUUACAUAUCUGAAUCCCAGCUGGCAGGAGUGAGCAAUUUUGUGCUGCUGCCAUUGACACCCUACGUCAACUUGUUUAGGUGGCCAUUCCUUUAACAUUUCUACCCGGUACCUGUAAGUCAUGCAUCAAAUGGACUAGCUGCUUAUAUAUCUGCCCAUGCCACCUUUUUUAUUGUCCAGCUGUCCAUCACAAAUCUAACACCACCUACUUAAACCUGCCUUUAGCACUACCUAGUCUCCCAAAUGAAUAUUGACAUCUGUUCCAACUGCCUGGGCCACUGUCAUCUGGCCCUUACUAACACCUAUUCCACUUGUGUCUACAAUCUCCUCCUACCUGUUCCAUCUAGCAAUAUCACUGCCUGUUUCAUCAGACUCUACCUACUCCCACUUGGCUCUACAAUCACUGGCCUUACCACCACAGAUAGCUCCACCUAAGUUUUUUAACAAAGUACUACUUUUGCUGUUGCAAUUUAAAAAUUUGUAAAUUUGUCCCUACUUCUGGCGAGGGGCCAUGUCCUUGGUAAGCUUACGGGAUCGGGGCAAUUUUAGGUGGUUUGCAUAAGAAUCCAUCUAAAUGGGGUGGAUCAGGUUCUUCACACUUUUUCCCCAAACCUAACUGCAUAUGGGGAGGUAGGGAAAGGGAGUCAAGUACCUAAAACGCUUCACACUUAUGCAAACCUUUAUCGUAAAAUUACCCCUUAUACCGUUGAGCACAGGGCAGGGAAUGGGUAGGCCAAGGACAUGGCCUCUCAAGUAGAAUUGGGUUUGAGACACCUUGUAAAAAGUUUUCAAAUAUUAUCACAAACAGUACAACUAUAAGUAAUCCAUUGUACAGGAAUCAAAAGGUCCUCAAGCAUUGGUUUAUUUAUAUUCAUAGAUUAAUAAUUGAUCAAAGUUCUUAGGUGCGGGUGGGUAGAUGCCGGGGCAAAUGGAGCAAGCAGAGAUGUGGCAAGUGGCAGGUAGCAGGCCAGAUGUUGAAAGCCACCAUAAUUAUUGUUAUUGUAUUCCUGUGCCACACCAUUUGUUGUGCUACCACCACCAAUUCAUCUGGCCAUACCACCUCCUGCUUUAUCUGGAACGGGGUCUGUUUUUACCUGAAUCAUACCACCCACUCCAUCAAUCCGCACUAACACCUGCUUUAGGUUCCUGCUUCAUGUGGGUGUAUUAACACUUGCUCUAUUGUGCCUUAGCACAAAUGCUGUUAAUAUUUACAACUACCCAUUUUUACAGCUCUACCAACAUCUAUUACAGCUGCUUUAACACUGGCUACCUAAUACUUUUGGCCAAACCAAUGCCUAUUUUAUCUCUGUAAACCACUGCCUUAGCCAUAGACAAUACAUCUAAACAGACACUGAAAUAACAUCUAUUAAACAGUGAAUAAGGAGAUCUGCCUCUUGGCUACAAAAUUUCACCAUACUACUGCCUGCUCCUUUAGACCAUACCAUGACAUGUUCCAACUAACAUGACCACUGCCUGCACGGCCUUACUAACACCUACAAUUCCCUCCUACCUGUUCCAUCUAGCAAUAUCACUGCCUGUUUCAUCAGACUUUAUUUGGUCCGUCUCUGCUAUCACUGGCCUUACCACCACCAAAAGUAUUUAUAAAAAAAAGUAGUUCAAUUAUGCCGAUAUUAAAAAAAUUUGCACAGUUGCCCCAACUGACCGGGGGACCAUGUCCUUGGUAAGCCUAAGGGAUCAGGGGCAAUUUUAAGUGGCUUGCAUAAGAAUUCUAAGACACCAUCUAAAUGGGGUGGAUCAAAUGCUUAACCCCCUUUACCCUAACCUGACACAUAUGGGGAGAUAGAGAGAGUGUCAAGGUCCCGAAUCUUAUACUUCAGAAACAGGGCAACAUCUAUGAAAGCCUUUAUUGUUAAAUUACCCCUUAUACCAUUGGGCAUAGGGUAGGGAAUGGGUGGGCCAAGGACAUGGCCACUCGAUCAGAUUUGGGUUUGUGAAACCAUGUGCAAAGCUUUAAAACCUUAGCAUAAGCUAUGCAAAUAUAAAUAAGCCACUGUCCAGGGAUUUAAAGCUCAAUAGAGGUUUACUUAUAUUUGCAGGUUAAAUACUGAUCAAAGUUCUAAAGUGCAGGUGGUGUUGGUGAGACAUAGCUGGCAGAAAUAUGGUCAGAUGGAGCAAGCAGGGAUAUGUCAGGUGGAAAGUAGCAGGACAGGUGUUUCAAACUAUUUAACUAAAAGUUAAAGCUAUACUAAAAGCUAAAGCUGGAAUUUUUAUGGCGAGCCAUUGCCACAGCAUAUGCUACCACCUUCACCUCGCCAGAACA